Molecule: messenger RNA, 864 nt
Organism: Oppia nitens
Lineage: Eukaryota; Metazoa; Arthropoda; Arachnida; Sarcoptiformes; Oppiidae
Product: enoyl-CoA delta isomerase 2-like
Exons: 2
Coding region: 1-864 (287 amino acids)
Source: RefSeq, a predicted model, not a curated record
AUGUCCACAACCACUGACACCAACGGCAAUAAUAUCGUUAACAAUAGAGAAGCCGAUGAUAUACAUCAACCAAAUAACGUAAUGCUAAGCAAACGUAUGGGCGUAUCAAUUAUACGGCUAAACCGACCAGAAAAAUACAAUGCACUGACACAACAAAUGUAUGGUCAGAUUAUUACUGGACUGAACGAUGCGGCCACCGAUGAGUCUAUUAAGUUGGCAUUAAUUACGGGAACCGGUAGUUAUUAUUCUACUGGCAAUGAUAUAGGUAACUUUGAAAACAUGUACAAACAGACCAACGGUAUCGACCAGUUUGUCGACGACACUGUUCGGCAAUUUGUGGCCGCUUUUAUCGAUUUUCCGAAACCAUUGAUUGCUGCCGUCAACGGACCGGCUAUUGGUGCGGCUGCCACUACGCUGGCACUGGUCGACUAUGCGGUCGCAUCGGAUACGGCCUAUUUUUCGACACCGUUUUCAUCGUUAGGACUGUCGGCCGAAGGUUGCUCGACCUAUACAUUCCCGCAGAUUAUGGGCCAAUCAAUGGCUAAACAGAUGUUGUAUUUCAGUCACAAGAUGUCGGCCACUGAAGCCCUACAGUCGGGACUCGUAUCUCGAGUCAUACCCAGUGCUCAGUUCGACGAUUACAUCGAAAACUGGAUAUUCGCCGAUCGGACCGGUAUUGUCAACACGUGUUAUCCUCAGUCGAUGCGUGCGUCCAAACAGUUGGUCCGAUCGGCGGCCAUACGCCGAGUGUUACACGAAGUCAACCGAUCCGAGUGUUUGAUACUUAAACAACGUUUCAAUUCAGAUGAAUGUCUGGAAGCCAUCGAAAAGUUUUUCGGACGAAAAAAAACAACAAAAAAAUAA